UCCCCGGUAACGGAGAGCCGUUUCCCCUGGCAACGGAGAGACGCUUCCUCGCGGCGCCAUGGCGGCCAAGGAGAAGGCCAAGGAGAGGGAGAAAGAGAAAGAGAGGGAGAAGGAGAAGGAAAGUGUCCCAGUGGCCGUGCCAUCUCUUCAGGAAGAAGAAAUUGUUGCUAAAGAUGAAGAGGAAAUGGCUUGGAAAUUCCUUUCUCUUGAAGAGGUUACUGUGCUUUUGGAGCUAGAUGUAGUUGGAGUUCAAAAAGCCUUGGAAGAAUUUCUAAAUUUGAAACAUCGGUUGACAUCUUUGAAAGAGGCUGUGAUACUGGAUUAUUACAUCUCAGGAUUUUUGUGGGCUAAAUCAUUAGAAUUCACAUCUGUGCAACUCGGAGGAUUCCUGACUCUGUUAAAUUUGCUGAUGGAGAACAUUGACAGCCAACAUAUGACACUGGAACAGAACAUCCAAGAACUUAUGAAUGCAAUGGCAGGAAUUGGACAAUGUAAUCCCAAGAAAAGUGGUGGGUUUGAGUUCUUCACUGUGGACCAAGCCAAGGAUAUAAUAAAUUAUUUGAAGAUCAGCUUAUUUCAACAUUAUACUCUAUAUCAGUAUCUUUUCCACAGUCCCAGGGAAGAACUUGUUAUUGGAGACGAGAACAUAGUAGAACUAGUGAAGCCUGCAGAAAGCCCUUUCCCUGCUCCCUUGGAAGAAGGUCUGCCUUAUGAGAUUUAUUCUAAAUUUAUCACACCAGGCCCAGAGAUAGAAGAGGAAAUCAAGGAAAUGGAUGAAGACCACCCAGAAGAGGAACCCGAGCCUGAAAGUGUGAUAGAUCCUUUGGAGGGUUAUACCAUAGAGGAUGUCCAGUCAGUGCUUGGUGUAAUUACCAAUGAAAUGAUCAGCGGUGUUCAGUCUGAGAUAAAUGAAAAGCUACAAACGCAAGAAGAGGCCUAUUCUGCAAGAAUAGACAAGCUAAAGAAAAUCUAAAAAAUGAAAACCUUCUGCAAACAGAUUGAUGACAGUGCCUUGCACAGAUUAUCUAAAUGCAUUUUAUUUCUGAAGGUCAGCAUAAUGAAGUCAGUGUUUCUCAAUCCAGCAAGUAUUGUUCUAAUACAAUAUCUUUAUGUAAUAUGUAUAUAUUGAGUAAUAAAUGAAAAACAGAAACUGAAAUAAAACCCUAAACUUUCAUUUUUAAAGCA
This is a messenger RNA of Anolis sagrei ordinatus, 1185 nucleotides long. It is a transcript of the gene CABCOCO1, whose product is annotated as ciliary associated calcium binding coiled-coil 1. Lineage: Eukaryota; Metazoa; Chordata; Lepidosauria; Squamata; Anolidae. The record is from RefSeq and is a predicted model, not a curated record.